Messenger RNA from Pyricularia grisea, 256 nucleotides. RefSeq lists its product as uncharacterized. Lineage: Eukaryota; Fungi; Ascomycota; Sordariomycetes; Magnaporthales; Pyriculariaceae. The record is from RefSeq and is a predicted model, not a curated record. The annotation marks the transcript as partial. The transcript has 2 exons.
CUUGAAUUUUGGGUCCUGGGGGUUUUCCUCUUGGCAUUGGAGCCGCCCUCUUUUUUUUUUUUUUUUUUUUUUUUUUUUUUCUUCCCUCUACGAGCAAGCCUAUUGCCGAUACUCGGGGUAGCUUCGCUCUUUCGGCCGCUCCACUUGGACACGGAUUUCGGGUCAUUUUUAAAGACAGGUAGCCCGCUUGGCUUCCAUUCAAGGAGAUAUCGGGAAUAACGGGACUUGCGGGGGAGUGCUGUGGGUUGAGUUGAGG